Rhagoletis pomonella (apple maggot) is the source of this 982-nucleotide messenger RNA. RefSeq lists its product as uncharacterized. The record is from RefSeq and is a predicted model, not a curated record. The transcript is spliced from 2 exons. Bases 80 to 631 code for a protein of 183 amino acids. Lineage: Eukaryota; Metazoa; Arthropoda; Insecta; Diptera; Tephritidae.
CUAGUGGCGCGCAAGCUAAACAACAAAUAUCGAUAAACAUACCUGCAGGCCAUGCCAAUGAUAAAAGAUUGAAGACAUCAUGGCAUCGCGGAAGGCAUGCCCCCUGGCUCCAACGGCAGAGACGGAUAACUGCCUACAAUGCCGGCUCUGCCACCGGUACCACGCCUUGAGGACGUGCCCGACCUUCAAGGCAAUGAAGCCGCCACAACAUUUGGGAGUGGCCCGCGCACAGGGCUACUGCGUCAACUGCCUCGCGCUCACCCACACUACCGGAGAAUGCGACUCACCAGGCAGUUGCAAGACCUGCGGGCUAGCGCACCACACGCUGCUGCAUGUGGCAGCCAACACCCAUGCGCGCAAGGGGCCAAGGGAAGAAGGGCCCAAGCAACGAAAACCGGCCACAAAGGCCCCAAGGAGCAACAAGGGGCGCGCACCACCGAAGAGGAAGGCGCUGAAGACCGCACAGCAGAAGGCGCAGAAGAAUGCGCAAAACCACGGAAGGCAGGCGCCGCAACCACCGCGCAAAAAGACCGCCCAAAGGACGAUCGCGCGCACCCCCAAGGCCUGCAAACGGCCAGCUACCAGGGCAGCACCACUAACCGCGUCCUGGGCAACACCAUCCGCGCGCUAAAAGAGCUGCAGAAGACACUGAGCAGCGCAUUCCUGCAGGGCGGGGAGAAUGUUUAAGCCGCCGCUUAAAGCGCAAUACGACGGCCAUGCGCGCAAUCCUUGGCCGCAGCAGUUUGGCAGUUGACCGACGUGAACUCCGAAAAUACAACUACCGAGCGCGCACGGCCGCCUCCCCAUCGUCGUAAAAAAUCAGCAGAAGGCAGUUCAGCUAUCAUCGUCGGACUACGCGCACGCGCCCCCUGAAAGCUAGUAUUUGUAGUAUGUACAAUCUAUAAGUGAAAACAUAAACUUUAAUUGUAAUAAAAAGCUCAUGAAUAAACUGAGGUGAACUUUGUGAAUUUAAAAUUGAAAA